GGCGUUUGGAGAGCUGCGGUGGAGCCAGGGGCUUGGAGGAGUGAGGCAUGUAUUUUCAGCUGCACCUUCAAAAGGGGAGAAUUCCGUCACCACCAGAGAGGCAACAGCCCCAAGAUAUGACUACAAUUGCCUAGAUCCGCAGAGGCCUGGGAGUCUCUGGUUUGAUAGCUUAGAAUAUGCUAAAAAGCCAAUGCCUUCCAUGGAGAAUUGAAGGGCCAGCUGGUCAACAGGACAGUGACCUGGAGCAAGGGAGUCAGAAGACAGUCGUAACAAGCAAGAGGGACCUUCCAAGGGGCUGACUUGGGUUGCCAAGGGCAGGCUUCUGCCACCCAAUUGUUGCAGCCCUCUGAUGGAAUGCUGGUGAGGUCCUCCACCCCGGGGAGCCGGCGGGGCUGUGCCAGGGGCUGCCUGGUGAGUGAGAACUCCUGCAGGUGGGACUGACCCCUCAUCCCUGCUUAGGAACUGGAGAGUGUCAGAGCCCCCUAUGUGCUCUCCCUCCGCAAGAUGAGGACUCUAAACACCUCUACUAUGGAUGGGGCUGGGCUGGUGGUAGAGAGAGACUUCUCCUUCCGCAUCCUUACAGCCUGCUUCCUGUCUCUGCUCAUCCUGUCCACACUCCUGGGGAACACACUGGUCUGUGCCGCUGUCAUCAGGUUCCGACACCUGCGGUCCAAGGUGACCAACUUCUUUGUCAUCUCCUUGGCCGUAUCGGAUCUCUUGGUGGCUGUCUUGGUCAUGCCCUGGAAAGCGGUGGCGGAGAUUGCUGGCUUCUGGCCCUUUGGGUCCUUCUGUAACAUCUGGGUGGCCUUUGACAUCAUGUGCUCGACCGCGUCCAUCCUCAACCUCUGUGUGAUCAGCGUGGACAGGUAUUGGGCCAUCUCCAGCCCCUUCCGGUAUGAGAGGAAGAUGACCCCCAAGGCAGCCUUCAUCCUGAUCAGCGUGGCAUGGACCUUGUCUGUACUCAUCUCUUUCAUCCCAGUACAGCUCAGCUGGCACAAGGCGAAACCCACAAGCUCCUCCGACGGCAAUGCCACUUCCCUGGGUGAGACCCUGGACAACUGUGAUUCCAGCUUAAGCAGGACAUACGCCAUUUCAUCCUCCCUGAUAAGCUUUUAUAUCCCCGUGGCCAUCAUGAUUGUCACCUACACCAGGAUCUAUAGGAUCGCCCAGAAACAAAUACGGCGCAUCUCGGCCUUGGAGAGGGCAGCAGUCCAUGCCAAGAAUUGCCAGACCACUACAGGUAAUGGAAACCCGGUGGAGUGUUCUCAACCAGAAAGCUCCUUUAAGAUGUCCUUCAAAAGAGAAACUAAAGUUCUGAAGACUCUGUCCGUGAUCAUGGGGGUCUUUGUGUGCUGCUGGCUUCCUUUCUUCAUCUUGAACUGCAUGGUGCCCUUCUGUGGGUCUGGGGAGACCAAGCCCUUCUGCAUUGAUUCCAUCACCUUUGAUGUGUUUGUGUGGUUUGGGUGGGCUAAUUCCUCCUUGAACCCCAUCAUUUAUGCCUUUAAUGCUGAUUUUCGGAAGGCAUUUUCAACUCUCUUAGGAUGCUACAGACUUUGCCCUACCACGAAUAAUGCCAUAGAGACGGUUAGCAUCAAUAACAAUGGGGCUGUGGUAUUUUCCAGCCAUCACGAGCCUCGAGGCUCCAUUUCCAAGGACUGCAAUCUGGUUUAUCUGAUCCCACAUGCAGUGGGCUCCUCCGAGGACCUGAAGAAGGAGGAGGCAGGUGGAAUGGCCAAACCCUUGGAGAAGCUGUCCCCGGCCCUAUCUGUCAUAUUGGACUAUGACACCGAUGUCUCUCUAGAGAAGAUCCAGCCCAUCACACAAAACGGACAGCAUCCAACCUGAACCCUGAGAUGAAUCCGGCCAGACAGGCUCAUCCCAAAAACUGGAGGAGAUUUUUCAGUGGCUUGCUGUUAGGAAACCAAGGUGUGGUGAGACUCAGAUGUCAGGCAAGCCCUCCUCUGCUGCUGUUCCUUAAACACACAACUAACUAUAUUUUAAAAUACAUUCCAGUGUGUUUUCUGUGUUGUUCAUGGUGAAUCAAAGAGGGACAUAUGUGAAGUGAACGUUCACAGGGACAUGUCUUUGGCUCCAAAAUUAUUUUUAGAAACUGAUUCUUAUCUUAGGACUUAAAAAAUAGGGCACAGAAUCAACAAUGAACAGCAUCGCUUAAAAAAUAAAUCCUUUCCAGGAAGGAAAUGAGAAGGGUCGAGUUUGCUGUGUACAAACAGGUGCUAACACUGGCCCAAGCAGAGUUUUCAGAUUGUAAAGGUAGGUGCAUGCCUUCAUAAAUUAUUUCUAAAAAAUAAUUGAGCCUUACAGUAGGAGUGGGAUUUUUUUUUCCAGACUUGAGAGAUGUUUUGUUGAUAAUGGUUUUAUUUAUUUAUUGUAUUAUAUGGAUAUUUUAAAUUUAUUAAAUAAAUCUAUAUUUAUCAGAUGUUAUAGGAUAAACUAAUGAAGUAUCUGAGACCUUACAAUCACAUUUCGUCCAUCUAACUAGCACUUUAUUGGCCAAUGAAACAGACAAACUCUGAGAUUCUGAAUGCUCAUGGGUAACUUCCAGA
Odobenus rosmarus divergens (Pacific walrus) is the source of this 2564-nucleotide messenger RNA. RefSeq names its product dopamine receptor D1 (gene DRD1). The record is from RefSeq and is a predicted model, not a curated record. Bases 505 to 1845 code for a protein of 446 amino acids. Gene Ontology annotation, biological process: G protein-coupled dopamine receptor signaling pathway; vasodilation; adenylate cyclase-activating adrenergic receptor signaling pathway. Gene Ontology annotation, molecular function: dopamine neurotransmitter receptor activity, coupled via Gs; G protein-coupled receptor activity. Lineage: Eukaryota; Metazoa; Chordata; Mammalia; Carnivora; Odobenidae. Gene Ontology annotation, cellular component: plasma membrane. The transcript has a single exon.